AAUGGCUCUUACUCAGGGACGGUUGACAUUCAGGGAUGUGGCCAUAGAAUUCUCUCUGGAGGAGUGGAAAUGCCUGGACCCUGCUCAGAGGGCUUUAUACAAGGCAGUGAUGUUGGAGAACUACAGGAACCUGGUCUCCCUGGGAAUUUCUCCUUUUGACCUGAGUAUUAUCUCCACGUUGGAGCAAGGGAAAGAGCCCUGGACUGUGGAGAGCCAAGUGCAAAUAGCAAGAAAAUCCAAUGGAUGGAAAUGGAACAAAGGUGUGAUCACAGAUCUCUCUCCUGAAUUUGCAAUAAGAAAUGUACCACCAAAAGGGAAGACCAAUGCAGGAGAAGUAUUCCAAACAGUGACAUUGGAAAGACCUGAAAGCCAUGACAUUGAAGACUUGUCCUUUAGGGAAGUCCAGAAAAAUAUACAUGACUUUGAGUGUCAAUGGGGAGAUGAUGAAGGAAGUUGCAAAGCAGAGCUUAUGACCCAGAAAGAAAAUCUCACUGGUAGAAGAGAUCAACAUGAUGGAAGGGAGGCAAGAAACAAGCUUAUUAAAAGUCAGUGUGGAGUAAUCUUUAAGUCACACGUGCCUCAACUGCAGCUACUUCAAAGUAAAAGGAGAGUUGACGAAUGUAAUCAAGUCAAGUCUGUCAGCCAUGGUUCCUCAGUUUCACCACUUCAACAAAUCCCUUCUAGUGGCAAAACCCACAUUUCUGAAAAAGAUGAGAAUGAUUUCAUCUUUUCUUCAUCACUCACACAAGGACAAAAAGUAAACAAUGGUGGCAAAGCUUACAAAUGUACUGAACGUGGCAAGGUGUUCACUGAAAAUUUACAUCUUGCAUGUCAUCAGGCAAUCCAUACUGGAGAGAAACCUUACAAAUGUAAUGAGUGUGGCAAGGUCUUCACUCGAAAUGCAUGCCUUGCACGUCACAGGAGAUCGCAUACUGGAGAAAAACCUUAUAAAUGUAAUGAAUGUGGCAAGGCCUUUGCUCGAAAUGCAAACCUUGCACGUCACAGGAGAAGUCAUACCGGAGAGAAACCUUACGAGUGUAAUGAGUGCGGCAAAGCCUUUAGUGUACGUUCAAGACUAACUAUCCAUCAGGCAAUCCAUACUGGAGAGAAACCUUACAAAUGUAAUGAGUGUGGCAAGGUCUUCACUCAAAAUGCAUACCUUGUACGUCACAGGAGAACGCAUACUGGAGAAAAACCUUACAAAUGUAACGAGUGUGGCAAAGCCUUCGCUCGAACUUCACAGCUUGUAUGUCACAGGAGAAAGCAUACUGGAGAAAAACCUUACAAAUGUUACGAAUGUGGGAAGGUCUUCAAGCAUAAUGGCUCCCUUGCAUGCCAUCGAAGAAUUCAUACUGGUGAGAAACCUUUUAAGUGUUAUGAGUGUGGCAAAGCCUUCAGGGUUCGUUCAGUCCUAACUACCCAUCGGAUAAUCCAUACUGGGGAACAACCUUACAAAUGUAAUGAGUGUGGCAAGGUCUUCCCUCGAAAUGCAUACCUUGCACGUCACAGGAGAACGCAUACUGGAGAAAAACCUUACAAAUGUAAUGAGUGUGGCAAGGCCUUCGCUCAACAUUCAGACCUGGGACAUCACAGGAGAAUUCAUACUGGAGAGAAACCUUACCAGUGUAACGAGUGCGGCAAAGGCUUUAGUGUACGUUCAGGACUAACGAUCCAUCAGGCAAUCCAUACUGGAGAGAAACCUUACAAAUGUCACGAGUGUGGCAAGUCCUUCACUCGAAAUGCAUACCUUACACGUCACAGGAGAAGACACAAUGGAGAAAAUCCUUACAAAUGUACUGAGUGUGGCAAGGCCUUCACUCAAAAUUGGCACCUUGUUAGGCAUCAAAGUAGUCACAGUGGAGAGAAACCUUACAAAUGUUAUGAGUGUGGCAAAGCCUUUAGUUUUCAUUCAUUGUUAACUACCCAUCAGAUGAUCCAUACCGGAGAGAAACCUUACAAAUGUAAUGAAUGUGGCAAAUGCUUCACUCGAAAUGUAUACCUUGCACGUCACAGGAGAAGGCAUACUGGAGAAAAACCUUACAGAUGUAAUGAGUGUGGCAAGGCCUUCACUCAAAAUUGGCACCUUGUUAGGCAUCAAAGUAUUCACAGUAGAGAGAAACCGUACAAGUGUUAUGAGUGUGGCAAAGCCUUUCGUCUUCAAUCAAUCCUAACUAGGCAUCAGAUGAUCCACACUGGAGAGAAACCUUACAGAUGCAAUCAGUGUGGCAAGGCCUUCACUCAGUAUUCACAGCUUGCAUGUCACAGGAGAAGGCAUACUGGAGAGAAACCUUAUAAAUGUUACGAAUGUGGGAAGGUCUUCAGGCAUAAUGGCUCCCUUGCAUACCAUCGAAGAAUUCAUACUGGUGAGAAACCGUACAGAUGUAAUGACUGUGGCAAGCUCUUCAGUGAACGAUCAAAGCUUGCAAGGCAUCACAUAAUUCAUACUUGAUAGAAACCAUACAAAUGAGUGUGGCAAGGUCUUCAGUCACAAUUCACUCCUUGAAUGACAUUAGAGAAUUCAUUCUCAAGAGAAUCCUUACAAAUGCAGACUAUGGCAAACCCCUCAUGAGUUCAACCGUUAACAUUGGAGAGCCCAUGCUAAAGGAAUAUCAUAUAAUUUUAUGUGGAAGAGGCUUUCUUCAUGCCUCACAACCCACUGGGCAUCAAAAUACACAUCUUUGAUGAAAGCACACAAAUGUAAAGUGUAUGUUGAGGCUAUUACCCAGGG
Propithecus coquereli (Coquerel's sifaka) is the source of this 2728-nucleotide messenger RNA. RefSeq names its product zinc finger protein 665-like. Gene Ontology annotation, biological process: negative regulation of transcription by RNA polymerase II. The transcript has 4 exons. Lineage: Eukaryota; Metazoa; Chordata; Mammalia; Primates; Indriidae. The coding region runs from base 2 to 2449 and encodes 815 amino acids. Gene Ontology annotation, molecular function: DNA-binding transcription repressor activity, RNA polymerase II-specific. The record is from RefSeq and is a predicted model, not a curated record.